Molecule: messenger RNA, 1067 nt
Organism: Eupeodes corollae
Lineage: Eukaryota; Metazoa; Arthropoda; Insecta; Diptera; Syrphidae
Gene: eIF6
Product: eukaryotic translation initiation factor 6
Exons: 1
Coding region: 175-912 (245 amino acids)
Biological process (GO): maturation of 5.8S rRNA; maturation of LSU-rRNA; ribosomal subunit export from nucleus
Cellular component (GO): cytosol; nucleolus; preribosome, large subunit precursor
Molecular function (GO): ribosomal large subunit binding
Source: RefSeq, a predicted model, not a curated record
UUAUGUUCGCUGAAAAUAGUUCCGCUUGUGUAUCCAUCCAUUCUCAUUCUCCACGUGAAAGUUGAAUCUAUGACAGUUAAAUUUUUAUACACACGGUGCUUUUAAUUAUUGAAGUUCCAUAAUUUAUUUCAACAAUAUUUAUCAUCAAAUAUAAGUAUUGAAAAAAUCUCCAUAAUGGCGUUGCGCGUGCAGUUUGAAAACAAUGAUGACAUAGGUGUUUUUAGUAAAUUGACAAACACUUAUUGCCUAGUAGCAAUUGGUGGGUCUGAAACAUUCUACAGUGUUUACGAGUCGGAGCUAGCCGAAACAAUUCCAGUGAUUCAUGCGAGUAUCGGUGGUUGCCGUAUAAUUGGACGUCUCACCGUUGGAAACCGAAAUGGACUCAUCGUACCAGGCUCCACGACUGAUGUAGAACUACAACAUAUCCGUAAUAGUUUACCAGAUAACGUAAAAAUUCAUCGGGUAGAAGAACGUUUAUCAGCUUUAGGUAAUGUUAUUGCUUGUAACGAUUAUGUUGCAUUAGUCCAUCCUGAUCUGGACAAAGAGACUGAAGAAAUUAUCGGAGAUGUACUUAACGUUGAGGUCUUUCGCCAAACAGUUGCUGAAAACACAUUGGUUGGCUCGUAUACAGUUUUAAGCAAUCAAGGUGGUAUGGUACAUCCAAAGACUUCCAUACAAGAUCAGGAUGAAUUGUCAUCGCUGUUGCAAGUUCAAUUAGUCGCAGGAACCGUAAAUAGAGGUAGUGAGGUUCUUGCUGCUGGUAUGGUUGUCAAUGAUUGGAUUUCAUUUUGUGGAAUGAACACAACAGCAACGGAGAUUUCUGUAAUAGAAAGUGUUUUCAAACUUAACCAAGCGCAUCCGUCUACAGUCACUACCAAAUUAAGAGCUGCGCUUAUUGAAGAUAUGUCAUAAAAUUACUCAAAGGUCUUAAAAAUAUAUGCAACAAUGAGUAUGAUUUAAAUUUUUCUUAAAUAUGUCUAUUCAGAAAAUAAAAUCAAAAAACAAUAUUACCAUACAUGAAAAAAUAAAUAAAAUUUCAAAAUUGUUGUUUUUCUCAUAGAAAUUUA